Ictidomys tridecemlineatus (thirteen-lined ground squirrel) is the source of this 799-nucleotide messenger RNA. The record is from RefSeq and is a predicted model, not a curated record. Lineage: Eukaryota; Metazoa; Chordata; Mammalia; Rodentia; Sciuridae.
AUGGAGAUUAUAGAUGUGGACUGCCUAUUGAGGCCGCAAGAAGAGAAAUAUCCUGUAGGACCAUGGCUAUUGGCACUGUUCGUUUUUGUUGUCUGUGGCUCAGGACAGACUUGAAUUCACCCACCAUGUUCACAGGUUGACCACAUAAACACUGGCCUUUCCUGGAGACUGACAGAACUUUCUCGGAACUGUGACCCCCCCAGAGGGAGUCACCUCCUGCAACCAGCAAAUGGGGUGCUUGAGGAACGGGACAGCCCCGGAGGAAAGACAGAGGCCAUUCAUCUGCCCUGGAGCCCUGCCUCAGGAUCCAAGAUGGACAGUCUAGAGAAGACGUCUCACCAGCCAUUGACUUCCUCAAGCCAUCUUUCAAAUCAUUCAGAGCAUAAGGAUGGGCAUGUGAGGAGGCCUGGGCAUCUGACGCUGCGCCCUCCCGCUGGAGGGUGGAGGACCACGGAGGCCUUUGGCGGGUAUCUGUGGGAAGCCAACAGGCCAAGUGGAAUAGAGAAGAGGCUACGCCACUGGUUCCCUGACCACUUCCACCUGGAAGUCAGACCAAACUGCCUUCUCACAGAACAUCUCGGUGAAUCCGUGUCCUCCAGCGGAAAGGACAUUCUGCUUUUCUGUUGGCGGGAUUGGUAGCCACGCGGGUCGUCUGCAGCAGUGCUGUCUGUCUGGUUCCCCUUGGUUUCACUAAUGUGUGCAUGUGGCCCUCUGAAUGACCGCUGGUUUACUUUCUACCGAUGCAAUCUCUCCUCUGUCGGGAAAUGGUUUUACAAAUAAAUGUCUUCAUUCAACCUUA